This is a messenger RNA of Toxorhynchites rutilus septentrionalis, 4869 nucleotides long. RefSeq names its product protein gustavus (gene gus). Gene Ontology annotation, biological process: proteasome-mediated ubiquitin-dependent protein catabolic process; intracellular signal transduction. Gene Ontology annotation, cellular component: SCF ubiquitin ligase complex. Gene Ontology annotation, molecular function: protein binding. The coding region runs from base 1097 to 2164 and encodes 355 amino acids. The record is from RefSeq and is a predicted model, not a curated record. The transcript has 3 exons. Lineage: Eukaryota; Metazoa; Arthropoda; Insecta; Diptera; Culicidae.
GGAAUCGUUGGCCCGCUGAGUCGCGUCGCAGCCAUCGGAGGGUUUGUUCGUGUUUUACUUGCGCUUGCUUGCAUGUGUCCGUUCGUCUGUCUGUCCUGUCCUGGGCUCUACAUUUGCUUGUUGGUUGGCAGUGGUGAGCUUCAGUUACUUCCUCGAGGUCCAGUUGCAGUACAGAGGCGAAAUACAAUAGCCGUGGAUGGGUCGUGGUGUGGAGCAAUAGCUAGCAAACAAUAGCCUUGUCGUGUCGAUCGUGAACAAACACCAGCAGAACCGGAAUCACCUCCGACAUUCGCAACUAUCAAUCGGGUUGCUGAAUCCUGCAGUUGUGUGUCUAGUACAUAGGAGGAUGUGUAGUAAUACACACUGUGGAAAACGCGGAAGAAAAAUCCUCCAUUGAGUGAGGAAAAAUAAGGACGACCUGGAGGAGAAUGCAAACACAAAGUCAAUCGCCGUAAAUUUUUAUGUGUUCAGUAGUUUUCGUUCGAGGAAAUCGUCAUUCGCCCCCCAAAAGCCAAUCCAAUCAAUCACAAAUGCCAUUGAAAGUAUUUGCUCGAGCAUAGUAAGAAAGGAGCAAAACUUUGUGACCACACACAAAAUAAGUUCCGAACGACGUGAGUGUGCCAGAGAUCCGUGAAGCUGUGAGAUAAAAUAAAGUGCUGAAAAGUGCAUGAAUACUUGGGAAAUGUUGUGUACGACUCUUUGAAGAAUACUUGCGCGAAGUGAACGGAAAGCAUGAGAAGGAUUAAUAGUAACGCAGGAAGGGUUCGAUUCGUGUGGUUAUGAGAUAGUGAAUUCAGUUCGUUCCGUUUUUUUACGUGAAAGCUGCUAAGUUUAACCCUUCCCGACGAAGCCUCACCAACAUACAAAGGCCAGUGUUGUAUAGUACAAAUUUUCUUAAAUUGGUUUCGUAUAAUUGAGCUUUUGUUUUUUCGAUAAGUAACCUAUUGCGAAACAAAAGAACCACGAAGUGUGAUAAAGCGAAACAAAAAAAAAGUUAAAGUCUCGGGAUAACGUGAAAAGCAAUUAACUGUACCACCACCACCAACACCUCCUGACUCGUAGUAUUGGAUAUCGAUCACAGCUGAAAAUUAGCUAAAUGGAAUUAGCACGUAAAAGAUAUAAAAGUAGCCGGGGUCCGGUACUAAGGUCCAGCGAACGUCGCCGUCCACAGAGUAUAUCGUCAUCCACCUCCACACUGCUGCCACGGGUGGUGCUAAAUCGUAUCGAUCCCCGCGAGUUUGAACGUAUCCGUGUGUCGUACAAGGUUGCCAUCCGAAGCACCAGAAGCAGUCGUACCAGCAGUAGUGUGCACCCUGGUAUGAACAUGGGCCAAAAGAUCAGCGGAGGUGUCAAAACGGUCAGCAGCCGCGACCAGCCAUCAUCUUUCAUUCCGAAGAUUCCUCGCGAACUAGCGGCACACUUCCAGCGGCCAGCGCGUUUGGAUCUUCUGCUCGAUAUGCCCCCGGUAGCGCGGGAAACCCAAGUCAAAUAUUCCUGGAACUCGGAGGACCGCUCACUGAACGUGUUCGUGAAAGAGGACGACAAAAUGACAUUCCACCGGCAUCCGGUGGCGCAGAGCACAGACUGUAUACGAGGCAAGGUUGGUUUGACGAAAGGUCUGCACGUGUGGGAAGUGUUCUGGUCGACGCGGCAGCGAGGCACCCAUGCUGUGAUCGGUGUUGCCACAUCCGAGGCACCCCUGCACUCCGUAGGUUAUCAAAGUUUGGUCGGUUCGAACGACCAGAGCUGGGGCUGGGACCUGGGUCGCAAUAUGUUGUACCACAAUUCGAAAUCCUGCCCGGGCAUCACCUACCCUGCGAUACUUAAGGCGGACGAGACCUUCCUGGUGCCGGACAAAUUCCUAGUAGCGUUAGACAUGGACGAGGGCACGCUCAGCUUCAUCGUGGACGGCCAGUAUCUUGGGGUUGCGUUCCGGGGACUGAAAGGACGAAAGCUAUACCCGAUCGUGUCCGCCGUCUGGGGACACUGUGAAAUCACAAUGAAAUACAUUGGUGGCCUCGAUCCCGAACCGUUGCCACUGAUGGACCUGUGCCGACGUGUCAUCCGCCAGAAGAUUGGCCGAACGCACUUAGAGGAACGCAUCGAACACCUCCAGCUGCCGCAGUCGAUGAAAACCUAUCUCCUGUACCGGGAUCGAAGAUAAUAGACAACCCAACAGCCGACUAUUAAUUAUUUAAUAAUAAUAAUAAUUAUCGCUUAUUAUCAUUAUCAUUAUUGGCUAGAUAUUAUUUUCUCCUCGGAUUAACUGAAACAAAAGAAGAUAGGAAAACCGUUAAGUAGGGUACACAUUUUUUUUCUUUUCGCUCGGCUACAAUAUACGAUAUAGGUUAUGUUUAGGGACUGUUCUAUCUGCGUUUAAAGGAUAGAGAUGAACAAGAGUUUUUUUUUAAAUGCAAGCUAUAUACAAUUGGCACAGUGUAAUGUGCGAGUAAGGAUUUUUUCCAACACGGUUCCCCUUCCCCAUUCACACACAAACAAUCUCUCAACUUCGUUAAUAUAAUACGAACUCUGCGAUAAGUAAGCCCUAAGAACAUUAGUAACAUUAGAAAAAGAAAGAAAAAGGUAAAACAGAACAGAUGCAAGAUAAACACAGAUACUUUAGUAUAUAUAUUGGAGGAAAAGUAUAUGAGGAAAAAGCAAAAAAAUAUGUUCACCUUUAAAAGUUGUAAAAAGGACAGAGGAAACCUUGUAAGAUAGACAAAUCGAAAUCAAAAAGCGCAACUUCUUUUAUGAUUUAAGCAAUUGUAAAAAAAACCUAAACGAGGAAAAAUGGUUGACUUUUCCUAUUCCCUUGGAUAUUGUGUGCACGAAAAGAAUCAGUAGGGAAAACGUAAUGUGUUCUGUUUUUAAGCUUUUAAUCUGUAAUAUACGUCACAAAAGCAAUGAGAAAAAAAACGAAAUAACAAAACAAUACCAGAAAAAAAAACAAACAAACAAACAACACGCUACUUCUUUUCUGCAUUUAUCAUCCGAAGCAAUGCUAGAUGAGCGCUAGACAUCCUCCGGCAGGAAAUGGAACGAAUCUCCGGAAACGUAGAUCGAGUUGAAUGUAACACCCACACACAAACUCGCACACGAAGGCAUCUCGGCCGAGAAUGAUCUGUUCUUCCAUUGAGUAAUGAGAAAAGAAAAAACAACACAAACAAUGUACUGAGAAACAGAAACUGUAUUCAAGGAGAUACAUCAUAUUAACAAAGAGGCCAGAAGAAAUACUAUUUAUUUACAUAAAAACAAAACGAAUGCACUUCCCUUCCAUCUCGAUUCUUCUACAAUCACAGCACGAGAUCGGGGGGUGCCGAAACUCGGACAGGAAAGGAUACACCACCCCAUCCUCCCCCACAAAGUAGAAGAAACACGCAACAAUCACACGCAGCAGGAAGUGCGCGAAGUUGCAUUUCAAAAACUCAUUUUCGUAGUUUUUUACGAGAGUGAUCUCAUGAAGCACACUCAAUUACUGAUAACAAAAAAAACAACAAAAAUAGAAACCACAAGGGCGCCCCACAAGCUAGGCAAGGAUAAGACAAACAAAUCCGUGUGAUUUUUUUUUAUUAUUUGAAGUGAUUUAAAUUUAGAUUGAAUAAUUAAAAAUUUAUUAAAACCAGCAAAAGAAAAGCGUGUGAGGAAUGAGAGUGAGUGGAAGACGAAAGAGAAUGAGAGUAAAACUACUAACGAAUCAGUAAUCAAUCAAGAACAACAAACAACACACAGGAUAAGCAAAUCUUAGUAUUGUAAGAGCCAACAAGUGAGAAUGAUGAGAUGGAUGAGUGAUCAGUUUUGCGGGUCCAUGCUGAUCCUGGCAGGCGUGCGAAUUUACUUCUUUUUUCUGCUCUUCAAACCGAGUGGCUGACUAGAUUGAUUGAUUGUGUGAUGAGAUGAGUGCGAGAAAAGCGGAUGCGAGAGGCUCAGUCAAUGUGUGGCACACUAUCCUAAGCAGUAUAGAAAAAAUGAAAUACAAACACUAUCGAAUUAGUGAGCGAGAGAGAAUGAUUAACGAAUCACAGCAUAUUUUUUGAUUAUCACGAGAAACUGAGAAACUGAAACUAGGCAAUAAGGCUUCAGUCGAAAACCCACCUUUGCCGUGUCCAAUCUGUCCCGACCCCGGACAGAAUCAGUGGAAUCGCAUAUAACGUGACUCUUGUUUUCAAAGAGCUUUUUCCUUGGAAAAUUCCCCGAGGGUUACACACGUGUAGAAAUCAUUACCGACGGCAGUCGACUUCGAAGCGCAAUUAGGAUAUGUAUGAAGCAAAAAAAAAAAUGAAUAAUAUCGACUAGACGCUGAAGGCAUUGAUUACUUGGGACAAUGUGAAUGAAUCCUUCACCGUUAACUUCUCCUCUUGUUUUUGAGCAUAACUCCAGAGUCCUUUUUGGUAGAGCUACGAUACAUUCUGCGGAGCUUCUUUUCCAGGAGCCUGAUCUUCAACGCAACGACGCGCUUACUAAUUGACUGUAUAAUUUAUUGUUGACUAGAAAUUAUUGUUGCCAUAAAUACAAUCGACGCAGCUACCCGCAAAAUGCCACCAGUAAAGGUUGCACACGAAGACCAGCGCUCCCGGGAAUCUGGCUCAGCCGUUUUUAGUUUUCACAGCAAGCUUCUAGUUAUCAUUCGAAACACAAACACUCACACUCACAGAGUCACUGGAUGACGCACCAAUUCUCGAUGUCGAAAGCAACUAGACACAAUUAUGAAUUGUUUUAUCUUAUAUUUUUUAGGUUUCUUUGUAUAAAAAAUCUCCCCUCUUCUGUUUUCAUCAUUCUUUGUUCGAUUUAUUUUCUUUUUUUAUUAUAUAGUAUAAAAUGCUUAAAACAAGAGAAAUAGUCAAAAUAUAGAUAAAUGAUUUUUAUAUGAAC